AAAGAAAACACAGGAGCAGAGCUGACACACACCCGCACUAACACACACGCACACACACACACACACACGGGCCAGGCAGCAGCGAGCAGGACGUUUAAACAUGUUUUCAGUUUUUCUUUAACUCGGUGCGUGUGUGAGAAACGCGGUAUCGGGGCCGCAGUGGCAUUAGGCGUUGACAGCAGAGGCUAUUAUAUCAGCAGACUGUAUCAACACAUGUGCCUGUGCCACAGCAGUAGGAGCACUGCGGCUGUGGAUCUGGACUCGGGCAGCUCCUACACCCAGUGGUCCACAGUCAAGGAAUAUGGAGGCUGUAGCUCCUCUCCGUCCCUAGCAGAAGGGCGAGGAGCAGCCUGAUUCCUUCUUACUUCCCUCCCCGCCUUCCUCGCCCCUACAUGGCCAGCAGGAGCCCCGCCGCGGGCCAGGAAGCCAGGGACCCAGCACCAGGGACCCUCGAGGUCGGUGCUGACUCCCAGCCGGGGCCCGAAAUCUUCUGCAAGCUUUGCCUCAGUGAGCAGCCAUCUGCAGCCACCAGGGAACUGCAAAGCUGCAACUGCAAAUUCUGCACAGCGUGUUUGCAGCAGUAUGUUCAGCUGGCCAUCAUGGAGGGUGGGGGGGCACCCAUCACCUGCCCAGAUAUGGCCUGCCAGAAGACUGGCGUGCUACUGGACUCUGAGAUAGCCAGCCUGGCUGGAACUGAUCAGGUGGAGCUGUAUCAGCGUCUGAAGUUUGAGAAAGGAGUAAAAUUGGACCCCAGUAAAGCCUGGUGCCCAGUGCUUGAAUGCCAGGCGGUGUGCAAUGUGCAGCCAAGCACCGAGGGCCAGCCCACCGCCGUGCCCUGCCUGACCUGUCACACCGUCUUCUGCUCUGGGUGCAGAGGGCCCUGGCAGGACAGCCAUUCCUGCCCCGAACGCCAGCCCAUGAUGUCACCCACACCCUCUCUUGAAAGCAGGACCCACUCCAACAGCCUAUCCGACAUGCCCAUCAAACAGUGCCCUAUGUGUAGUAUCUACAUCGAGAGGAACCAGGGUUGUGCACAGAUGCUAUGUAAGAGCUGCAAACACACCUUCUGCUGGUACUGUCUGCAGAAUCUGGAUGGUGAUAUCUUCCUGAGGCAUUAUGAUAAGGGACCAUGCAGAAACAAGCUGGGACACUCCAGGGCCUCUGUAAUGUGGAACAGAACACAGGUGGUGGGCAUCCUGGUGGGUGUCAGCAUCAUCGUGCUGGUGACAUCUCCGCUCCUCCUGCUGGCUUCCCCCUGCAUCCUGUGCUGCGUCUGCAAGCCCUGCAGAGGGAAGAAGAAGAAGAAGAAGAGGAAGAAGGACCUCAGCCAGCCAGACUCCUCCACAUCAUAGCAGCUCCCCCUCUCACCGGCCCGGUCCAGGGUCACUCAUGAAGCCCAAGGACACCAACAAAGUGCAAGUGCAAAUAGUGGAAAAAGAAUAAACUAAUGGAACGGUGGAAUACUUUCUCCCGACUGGAAGCCUUGUCAGUGGAACGGUGGAAGUGUAAAUAUGAGGAGAAUGAAUGUAACUCACUCACCUGGUUGUUUUCAGAUACACAACAGUUUGUACGCAAAAGGCGGUGGCUGUGAGAGUUUUCCUGGAUAGGGCUCUCUCUCUUUCUCUCUCUCUCUCUCUCUCUCUCUCUCUCACACACACACACGCACACACACACACACACACACACACACACACAUCCAGUUAAAAGUGCAACGCCACCCUCAUGUGCCAAAUGUCAUGAUGCCAAACCAGAGGUGUUAGGUGCUCAAGUGCCUCGCUCUACAGUGCCUGGUGCUUGGUUGUAUUUGCUUUGCCUUCCAUUCUAUCUUUAUCUUAUGCAAAAAUUUUAGCGUUAUGAAAAUGGACAACCGUCAGGAUCACACAGGGUUGUAAAUUCCUGAAAAAAUGCAAACCAUUCUUUCAUAAUGGGAGGAGGUUAAUGGCAUCAUGUGUGCACUGUAUAUUCUAUACUGAUAUGAAAUAUGAUAGGGCUUCAGUGGUGCACAGAGAACUUUUUUUUCUGCUAAUGUUUGUUGUUUCCACCUGGCUUACGUUCCAGACCAAAGGCUCUAAAGGAUAACAUGUACUUUUCUAAAGUGUGUUAAUAUAUAUUUAUGGGUUAUGUGUGUAUGGUAUCCAGUUAUCAUUUCUACAUUUCUGUUGAUCUUUCUGCAUCAAAUAUUUUAUAAAAGCGCCACUGUAAUUGAA
Messenger RNA from Xiphias gladius (swordfish), 2207 nucleotides. RefSeq names its product ring finger protein 144B (gene rnf144b). Gene Ontology annotation, biological process: protein polyubiquitination; positive regulation of proteasomal ubiquitin-dependent protein catabolic process; ubiquitin-dependent protein catabolic process. Gene Ontology annotation, cellular component: mitochondrial membrane; ubiquitin ligase complex; cytoplasm. Gene Ontology annotation, molecular function: ubiquitin conjugating enzyme binding; ubiquitin protein ligase activity; zinc ion binding. The record is from RefSeq and is a predicted model, not a curated record. The coding region runs from base 393 to 1352 and encodes 319 amino acids. Lineage: Eukaryota; Metazoa; Chordata; Actinopteri; Istiophoriformes; Xiphiidae. The transcript is spliced from 8 exons.